AUGGCUGCGCCCAGGGCGGGCCCCGCGCACCGGCUCCUGCAGGGCCUCAGCCGCUGGUUCUAUGAGGCGGAAACGGCGCUGGAUUGGGCCGAGCGCCUGCGGCGGCUGCGGCUGCAGCGGAUGAACGCGUCCCACGUGUACCUGAGGGACACCUACGGACCCAACGUGGCCGCUGCUGCCUUCACGCUAUCCUUGGGGGGAGCGGUCAGAUACGAGGGGCAGGAGCAGUGGCUGCGGGCGGAGGGGCCCUGGCAGCAGGAGGUGCUGCAGCUCCGCAGCGCCCCCGUGUGGGGCCUGGACCUCAGCGCAUGCCCCGUGACCUACAGCGGCCUCGAGAACCUGCUGCCCCUCCCCCGCCUGGCGCUCCUGGACCUCAGCUCCUGCCCCCACGUGGACGACUGGGCCGUGGCGCGCCUGCGCGGGCUAGGCCCCGCCCUCCGCGCCCUCUCGCUCUCGCGAUGCCCCCGCGUGACCGAGCGUGGCUUGGCCACGCUGCAUCACUUCCGGGAAUUGCGGUACCUGGAUGUGAGCGGCCUCGCCGUGCCCAGCCCGGGCCUCGUGCGGAUCCUGCUCGAGGAGAUGCUCCCGCGCUGCCGCAUUGUGGGCAUGGACCUGGAAACACAACAACCCCCCCCCCCCCCCCCGGCAUGA
This is a messenger RNA of Pezoporus flaviventris, 651 nucleotides long. It is a transcript of the gene DMAC2, whose product is annotated as distal membrane arm assembly component 2. Bases 1 to 651 code for a protein of 216 amino acids. Lineage: Eukaryota; Metazoa; Chordata; Aves; Psittaciformes; Psittacidae. The transcript has 6 exons. The record is from RefSeq and is a predicted model, not a curated record.